Molecule: messenger RNA, 677 nt
Organism: Agelaius phoeniceus (red-winged blackbird)
Lineage: Eukaryota; Metazoa; Chordata; Aves; Passeriformes; Icteridae
Source: RefSeq, a predicted model, not a curated record
CUAUAAAUGGCGCUCCUCUUCCAAGCUUUCCCCCACGUUCUCCAAAGUAACUAUUUAAAGAUCUGCAGCCGCAAAUGGUUUUACUAAAUGUAGGAUGGGACUUAAGUUGAACGGCAGUUAUAUUUCUCUGAUCCUUGCUGUACAGAUAGCGUACCUGGUGCAGGCGGUGAGAGCGGCGGGGCGGUGCGAUGCGGUCUUUAGGGGCUUCUCGGAUUGUUUGCUGCGGCUGGGCGAUAACAUGGCCAACUACCCGCAGGACCUGGACGACAAGAGAAAUCUGCAAACGAUCUGCGCGUACUGGGAUGAUUUCCACGCCUGCACCCUCACAGCGCUCACCGAUUGCCAGGAAGGAGCGACAGACCUCUGGGAGAAAUUGAGACGGGAAUCCAAAAACCUCGAUUUCCAAGGCAGCUUAUUUGAACUGUGCGGAGGCGGCAGCGGCGCGGCGCCGUCCCUGCUGCCGCCGGCCUUGCCCCUGCUGCUGGCGGCUCUGUGGGCCGCCCUAGUGACCUGGCUGCCUUUCUAGGGGGGCGAGGAGCACACUCACACCCACACCCUCUCCAUGUGCUGGAUCUAUAGAGGAAGUGUCCAUCCGUUGCUUUGGGGACGUUGUGCUUUUCUGUGGUUGAUGAUGAUGAUGAUGGUGGUGGUGGUGGCUGAUGAUGGUGAAACACCCA